AUGGCAACUGAACGGCUCCAAACUUACGAGCAGAAACCCCGCGUCAUUAUCUUGUCGGACAUUUCAAAUGAGCCUGACGAUGCUGAAUCGUUGUGUCGCUAUCUCCUCUACUCAAAUGAGUUUGAAACAGAGGGCCUCAUAGCAUGCACAAGCACGUGGAUGAAGAAUGAGGUUCACCCGGAAGACAUGGAGAAGAUCAUCGAUGCCUAUGCCGGCGCUGUCGACAACCUGAACAAGCACACUCAUCCCAAAUGGCAAUACCCAACUGCGGAUCAUCUACGUGGUCUCAUCAGGAAGGGUGCCGAGACAUACGGUAUGUCUGCUGUUGGCACCGGAACAGAACUAUCUGCUGGCGGACAGCUCUUGUACGACCGGAUUGUUGCGCCAUCUAUCCAGCCGCUGUGGAUCCUCUGCUGGGGUGGAACCAACACGCUUGCUCAGGCUCUCUUGAAGGUUGAUGAUGAUUACGACCCGGACGAUUCCAAGCGCUUGCUUUCGCGUCUGCGCGUCUACGCUAUUUCUGACCAGGAUGACACGGGAGUGUGGAUCCGGAACAACUUUCCAGAUGUGUUCUACAUUUCCUCGGUCCAUGGCUGGAACCAGUAUGGCUUGGCUGCGUGGACUGGCAUUUCUGGCGACAGAUACUAUGGUUUCGAUCAAGGCGGCCCCGACUUUACCAAGAUGGAGAAGAGCUGGAUCAAGGAGAAUAUCCAGAUAGGCCCUCUUGGGAGCGCGUAUCCCGACUAUCUUUUCAUCCCCGAAGGAGAUACACCCACAUUUCUGUACCUCAUUCAGAAUGGCCUGGGCGUCCCUGAUUGCCCGCACUACGGCUCUUGGGGUGGGAGGUAUAGUCGUACAGAUGUCAGCAGCGAAGGUGUCAAUAGCAACCACUACAGCGAUGCAGUGGAUCGAGUUCAGGUCGGCGAUAGGACUUACACAUCCAACCAUGCGACUAUUUGGCGUUGGCGUGAUGCCUUCCAGAACGAUUUUGCUGCGCGCAUCAAAUGGACCAUGGAGUCAGACUUUGCAAAAGCAAACCACCAUCCCGUGAUUAAUAUUAGUGGAUUCAAAGGCCUCACUCCCGCUCAAAUUACUGCCGAGGCUGGAUCUGCUAUUACGCUCGACGCUUCAGAUACAUAUGAUCCCAAUGGAGGCAAGUUGACUUUCAAAUGGUGGCACUACCGUGAGCCCACGGCUACCCAAUGGUGGGUAGACGCUGAGGUCGCCGAGUUGGCAAUCAAAAAGUUGGACAAUGAAGGGAGAAAAGUUGAAAUUACGCUUCCGCCACCAGAAAAGUCCGCCGUGGAAUUCACGAGCAAGCAACCUGUUGCGCAAGGUCAAUUGUUGCAUCUUAUUCUUGAGGUCACCAACGAUGGAACACCUAAUUUGACAAGCUACCGAAGAUUAUUGAUUCAGACGACGAACAAGGAAUUGAAAGGCGGCAAGGAUGGCGGAGCAACUGGGAACGCCACAAAGAAAGCUUGA
Messenger RNA from Bipolaris maydis ATCC 48331, 1485 nucleotides. RefSeq lists its product as uncharacterized. Gene Ontology annotation, molecular function: hydrolase activity, hydrolyzing N-glycosyl compounds. Lineage: Eukaryota; Fungi; Ascomycota; Dothideomycetes; Pleosporales; Pleosporaceae. The record is from RefSeq and is a predicted model, not a curated record.